AUGGCGAAUCGAACUUCUUCCAAGAGAAAAUCGAAAACGAAAGUGGGAUCAUCAUCUAAAGCAAAGGAUGCAAAAACUAAAAAGAAAAGGGGUAGAAAGGUUGCCCCUCCCAUUUUACGACCAACACUACCCAUGAAUAUGAAAUAUGUGAUUAAACAUAUUCCAAAGCAACCUUUAAAGUUUGGUCCUACUUACAAUUCUAAUUUUAAAGAAAAUUUAGAAUUGUCAAUAAAGGACGAAGGUAUGAACAUGUUUAAGGAUACCAUAUUUGGCCAGUACCUUAAUAUCCCCAAGUGCCACUACCAAGGACAAAUUACCAAAUGUUUAUAUCUUCUAGAGGUUGAGCAUGAUAAUUUGGACAAAGAAAUCCAUAUUCGACAUGCUAAAGGAAAUGUAUUGCAAUUUUCUAUUAGAGAAUUUGCAAUUAUUACUGGUCUCAAGUGUACCGGAAAUGUUAAAGAUUUUACAUAUCCUAUUUCAAAAAUCAGUAGGCUGGUUCAGCGAUACUUUCCUGGUCCAAAUUAUAACGUAACCAAAGGACGGCUGGUAGAUCGUUUUGAGUUAGGUAUUUGGGACAGCAGUGAUGAUGCUCUUCAGAUGGCUAUAUUGUAUUUCAUUCAUACGUUUGUUUUCUCCCAACUCGGUGAUGCACCAAUUCCUAUAGAAGAUUUCUUUAUGGUAGAAGAUGGCAGCUAUAAACAGUUUCCGUGGGGACAACUUGCCUUCACGAGGUUAAUGAAAUCAUUUAGGAAAGAGUAUAAACCUGACAAACAAAUGUAUCGGUUGAAUGGAUUUCCAUACGCACUUAAUAUUUGGGUGUAUGAAUGUGCGUCGGCAAUGCAUAACGAGAUAGCUGUUAGAGAAGGAAAUGGUAUACCAAGAGUAUGCAAUUGGAAAGUUGUGGGUGCAAGGCCUAAAUACGAGAUGUUUAUUGAAAACAUCUUUACUGAGAAUGAUUGUUCUAACGUGCAGCCAACUCAAGAGGAAAUCGAAUCACUUGAUUUACCAAAUAAUAGUCAUGUACCUCCAAAUCGACCAGCCACAUCAGUUGUUAAUCAGGAAGAGGUGCAACCAAACGAUGUUUCUGGUUUUGAAGAGUUUUCAUCAAAACCUCCGGAGCAACUGUUAAGGAGAUGCACACGUGUUUCUACCACAGGAUCCACCCCACCCCCCAAGAGAAGAAAGGUUGCACAUCCAACAAAGAAUAAUGUGCCAAAGACAACACCAAACGUACAAAAUAAUCACCCAUUUCAAACUCCGGUUACACAACCCCUAAAGUUUGAUAAUGUAUCUGGUGUUCAUCUUAAUACAGUUCCCCGAAGAACAUCAUUGGACAAUGCAAGACUCGAGGAUCUAGAGGGUCACAUUAAGUCUUAUGUAAGUAAACAUAACUAUGUUGACCAAAAAAUUAGAGCUCUUGAGGCGUUAAUUAUAAAAAAUCAUUCUGAGUUGAUGAAAGCAGUGGCCGCGAAAGAUAACAAAAGUGAUAAGGACAUUGGUGGCAUUUCUAUGCCACAUAUAGUGGAUGAUGCAGUAGUCAAAGGUAAUGUUGAUUUAGAAUCUGCUUCUGAUCAAUUACUCCAACAACCCAUUUCACCUAUGCACAUGGAUUUUGCAACUGUUGAUCACAAUGGUAAUGCAUCUGCUGUGGAUGUUGAACAACGACUUGUUAAUGAAGAAAAUAUUGCAAAGAUUAAAGAGCCAUUCAAUAAGGAUUUUGCAACUGUUCAUCAUGAUGUUGAUGCAAAUGAAGUGGAGGUUGAACAACAACAUGUUAACGAAGAAAAUGUUGCAAAGAUUGAUGAGACAUCCAUUAAGGAUCAGACUAUGGAAGAUUCAACAAAUGUUAUACCCACAAUACACCAUAGUGAUUUUCCGAUAGAAGAGUUUGUUCAUAAUAAGGAAGUGGUAAUUGUUGCUGAUUCAAUUAAACAAGACUCCAAAAGACAUGCUUCAAAUCCAGUAAUUGUUGAUACAUCUGAUUCUUCCAAAGCGGCAUCUAUUCCAUCUGGCACUGAAAUAGUCAUAGAUACAAUUGUCUACAAACUUCCAAACGAGCCAAUUAAUGUCGCACCACUGAGUGUAAUCAUUCCUCCACAGCUAACCAACAGUGAAGAUUUUCUAUCUGAUAGUCAGCUACCCACCCAACUUCCAAUCAAGGAAUCUGCACACAAUUUUGAUACAAAGACUCCAGCUCCACGUAACAGAAUCCCAUCAAAGAUUUUGCAGUCUCCUUAUGUGAAUACUUUUGGAUCCAGCGAUAAGAGCAAGGGGAAAAUAGACGAUGACAUUCGCCCGUAUACUCCAUUUGAAGGAUGUGGCAUUACCUACCAAGUUUCUUCAUUUUUAAUGCAAGAAUACUCCCAGUGGAUACAGAAGGGACUCCUCAAAACACAUGCAAACAAGAAACCUUCGGAUGAUAAAUAUAGAGGCAAAAAUGCUCUAUUUGGCUUUGAUUAUAUGGAUUUUGUUGUCGCAUUUCCUUUGGACAAGAACUGGUUUUAUACUAUGUCACAGCCAAAAAAAUGUUGGACUGAUCAGCACAUAGAUGUAAUUUUUUACUAUCUACGCAAGACGUCAAAAUUAAGAAGCAUGGAUCAAUACAGAUACACUACAUGCAACUGCUUGUUCAAUACCUAUAUAAAAAAUGCAUACAAAAGGUACUAUUGCAGUCCUGCAGAUGAUACUCUCAGUACACAGCAACACAUUGCCCGAGCUGAUGUUGUAUCUGUAUAUGAAAGGUCCAUCAAAGAAGUCAUCAAUGGUUUUUCUGUCCCUGCUGCUUUACCAUGGCAUCUAGUAGAUGAGGUAUAUAUUCCGAUCAACUGUGAUGAAGAAUUUCAUUGGGUGUUGGCUGUGGUUGUUUUAAGGAGCCGGUUAAUCCGAGUUUAUGACUCAAAUUUAGGAACAAGGAACAAAAGUCAAUGUGAUGAGAUAAAACAGUUGUCUAUCAUCCUGCCUAACUACCUUCAUGAUAGUGGAUUCUUUGAUAAAACCGACAGAAUUGAUUGGGCUACAUUGGAUGCAUACAAAGACAACAAAACUGGUGAAUUGAUGGGUCCACAACAUCCGUUUGAAGUGGAAUUUGCUCGAGGCAUUAUGCAACAAAAAAGCGAUAGCCUCGAUUGCGGAACAUAUGUAGCUGCUUUUGCUGAAUUUCUAAGCGAUGAAAUCAAGGUCCCAUCGAUUCCUUUUCAAAGUGAAUAUCUUCGCUCAAGAUAUGCAACACUAUUAUGGAAAUAUGGUACCGACAAGGCCAAUGCUGGAUACGUUAGCCAGAAUGAUGAUCCUAUAAGGCUAAAGGUUGCUUCCAUAAUAUUGCCAGAUGAUGAAUUGUUUAAUGUAGAUUAG
Messenger RNA from Solanum verrucosum, 3351 nucleotides. RefSeq lists its product as uncharacterized. NCBI's taxonomy places the organism in Eukaryota, Viridiplantae, Streptophyta, Magnoliopsida, Solanales, Solanaceae. Gene Ontology annotation, biological process: proteolysis. The coding region runs from base 1 to 3351 and encodes 1116 amino acids. Gene Ontology annotation, molecular function: cysteine-type peptidase activity. The transcript has 12 exons. The record is from RefSeq and is a predicted model, not a curated record.